This is a messenger RNA of Microdochium trichocladiopsis, 405 nucleotides long. RefSeq lists its product as uncharacterized. NCBI's taxonomy places the organism in Eukaryota, Fungi, Ascomycota, Sordariomycetes, Xylariales, Microdochiaceae. The record is from RefSeq and is a predicted model, not a curated record. The transcript is spliced from 3 exons. The coding region runs from base 1 to 405 and encodes 134 amino acids.
AUGUUCGUGCUGCUGAGCGGCACAUCACGACCUUAUCCCAGCGUGGGGGCAUGCCCCUGUGCACCAUCCCUUGCCCUGAGCGCAUUCACCUGCGGACCUCACCGCGGUGCCGCAUCUACAUGUGCUACCAACAGCGCCGAAGGAUUCGCCAACCAGCAAGUCAGCUUGACCGGUCCCGAACACGCUGCAGACUCCCUGUCCUCUUGCCAUCCGGCAGCCCUGCCAACCGAGACACAGAGGCAAAGACAGCCAGGAAUGGGCGUGCUGAUCACCCCAAAUUCAGGGUGGGCCUCAGCAUCCAGCAAGAUAGUUGAUCCACGAGCACCCUUCUCUCCGCCUCAUGGCACAGCCCUUGCCGGUCGUGCCUACGGCUUCAAGUUACAAAUGCAGCGAACUCCAGCUUGA